UUACCGAACUGUGGAAGCCAUGUUGGGUUCGUGAAGGAGGCGUGCGUGUAGGAGAAGCGUGUAUGAGUGCCUGCAGGUGACCUUUUUGAAGGUUCUGUUUGGCUUCGACGUAGGGUCGGUUAUUCCAAGAGCGGAUGCAGCACAUUUUAAAAAAAAAUCUAUUAGGUGAAAAGUAAACUUUAGAAGGAUUCGCUUCACAGCAUGGCAGCGCAAAGGCUCCUGAGCGCGGCGAAGUCAACCGGCAGAUUCUUGCAGAACAAUGACUUAUUUCGACUCUUUCCUGGGACGUGUUCAUUUCAUGACUCCAUGGCUACUUGUGGCUCCAACAGAACCUCCAUAGUGCGUUGUGGACGACAGACCUACGCGAGGUUUUACCCCGUCGUCCUGGUCCGAGCAGAUGGGUCCACCGUCAACAUGCGGUACAAAGAGCCCAAGAGGAUCAUUAUGAUGCCGCUGGAUAUCUCCACUCUGUCUGAAGCGGACAGGAAGGCCACCCUGCGGAGACGAGAGCUGAGGAAGGGUGCAGCCAAACUGGAGAAGCCAGAAUACGAGGAUGAAUUUAAAAUAGACGACUACAGCAAAUUCUGGAAAAAGAAAUGAACUUGACUGACGGGUGGUGGACUUUACAGCAGAGGUGUGCCAUUGGGCGAUAGUGAAGGGGUACAAAUUAAAUGUCACUUUUGAUA
Messenger RNA from Erpetoichthys calabaricus (reedfish), 686 nucleotides. It is a transcript of the gene mrpl55, whose product is annotated as mitochondrial ribosomal protein L55. Lineage: Eukaryota; Metazoa; Chordata; Cladistia; Polypteriformes; Polypteridae. Gene Ontology annotation, molecular function: structural constituent of ribosome. The record is from RefSeq and is a predicted model, not a curated record. Gene Ontology annotation, biological process: translation. The transcript has 3 exons. Gene Ontology annotation, cellular component: mitochondrial large ribosomal subunit. Bases 202 to 600 code for a protein of 132 amino acids.